This is a messenger RNA of Linnemannia hyalina, 2034 nucleotides long. The record is from the annotation of a GenBank genome assembly. NCBI's taxonomy places the organism in Eukaryota, Fungi, Mortierellomycota, Mortierellomycetes, Mortierellales, Mortierellaceae.
AUGGAAGUGGAAUUCGAUUCAAGACCUGUCCGACCAGGAUCGCUAAUCUGGUCCGAGGACAACAUCCUCGCUCUGGUCACUCCUGCCUGCGUCAACAUCGUCACUCCCUGCCUACCGGGAGCUCUGGAUCGGUCCCCGAUAAAAUGCAUCCUCUCAAUUAUCACUUCGAGACACUCAGUCAUUUUGUACAUCCCAACAUCCUCGCACGCAGACAGGCAAUGGCAAAAGCAUCUCGUCUUGGAUCAAUACCUUUCGACAUACUGGGGAGCACAGCCACAGAUUGAACCUGAGAUGGCCGACAAACUUGAAUCGGUCUCUUUGGCAUGGUCUCCAAAAAUUCACUUCGGAGGGAUUGGAUCGGUACUGGCUCUAGGAAAUAAAGCUGGAUAUGUCACCCUCUGGCACGUCACCAGCAAGGAAAACGUUCGCUGCAUCGAGUCUUGGAAAACAGAAAGCGAGACAUGGGUGAUUCAGUUGUCCUGGUCGCCUUGGGUUCUGGAAGGGGGCCGAUAUGUCUCUAUGCUUGCCUAUGCCACCGCGGACGGACAAGUUCGGGUCCGGGAGGUGAAGUUCAAUCCGGAGUCCCCCCUCGAGGGCAUUGACGUGUCUGAAAACGUGAUGGAAACCCCCAACCAGACUCUCCACCCAUGUACAGUUCUCCGGUGGAGCCCGACAUCUUAUGAGACGGCGAAUAAGCGCAACAUGCUGGCUUUCAGCCGAGGAAACAGACUGAACGUGUGGUUUCCGCACUCAAACAGGACAGUGAUGUGGAGGCGACCUAUUGCAAAGGCGAUUGCGGACAUCACAUGGGACACACAUGGAAAGCGACUAAUCGUGUUUUUAAUGGACGGCAAGCACUGUGUAUUGGAUUUGCAGGAUGACGGCCUGAAGGUGGACGACGAACAAGUCGAGUUCAUCCACCAAAGCAUCAUAUCUCGUUGCCAUAUGCAGACCAAAACGAAUAUCACACAGGACGAAGGCGACGCUGAUAAUGCCAAUGCAGAUGACGAGGGUGCGGAUGAGGAGAACAGUGGAGGGGCGGUCAUGGGAAGCAAGUUACAGCUGCACAUCAUCUCCGGAAGCGCCUCAUCCGAGAGGGUUCAACUUGCCACCGCAUACUAUGUUACAUCUCCAUUCCACAUGGAGUUCCAACGCGAACGAUACCAAUCAUCAACACUGACGCUCUCCAAAGCCCACAAGACCCUUCAAGGUGCACCCGCAAAUGCCUUGUUCGACAGGCUGGAUACGUACAUUCGCCUUCCUAACGCUGCACUGACUAGAAAUCCGGCGUUUCACAUGUGGGACAUGCUUUUGUUAUUGGGGGAGAGCUGGAAAGCUAGAGACUCUGGAUCAGCCAACCUCGAGCGGCUCAUAACGGUUUUAAGCAGCAAGACGAAAAAGGCACCAGCUACUCUUGAAAUGUUCUCUAAAAGAGAUGCACUCGUCGACACGAAUACCUCGCUGGAAUCAAGCCAACUGAAGCACUGCGAGUUAGAGGGAUCAUUAGUAGAGCGAUUUGAGCUUCAUGUUCGCGAUGCAGAAACUCGCGUCAGGAAGCAUAUUACCGAGAGCGUCCUUGCCUUGCAUAACGAGGCGUCCGCCACAUCUACGUCGCCACUGCAAGAGACCACGUAUCUUCGACUCCAAGGCUCAUGUGCCGUCGACGAGCAAUUGGGAGUGCUUCAGGACAUCAAAAAAGGCGGGUCUCCGGAUCGUGACUCGUUCGGAUCAGGGAGGGAAGAGUGCCCAGCAUGCGAUGCUGAAGUCAAGUUGGAGGAUAUGCAGGAGGCGACUUGUGCGAACGGGCACAUGUGGCGGAGGUGCUCGGUGACUUUGCUUGUGAUAGCAGACUUCCACCCUCGGACAUGUCUUGGCUGUGGGCGAAAGACACUAAUGGUUCCUGAUGCACAGGCUGACGCGUCUACGUUGCCAGGCACCACGGCGACCUCGUGGCUAGAGGUUGUUCUCCGAGCGCACAGUCUGUGCGGAUACUGUGGGGAGCGAUUCUACACCGCGCUCAGGAGGCGAGCCUAG